UCUGACCAAUACAUGGUAGUACAUGGUGCGUGCAUGGUGGUAGCACACGUGUGAUUUCUCAAGAUUUCGAACAUUGCUAGCUACAUAGGAAGAUCGUUCUGUACUUUAGUAACCAAGAUGGCUGGUGGAAGAAAAGAACUCGAAGAAGUCCUUAAGAAACUUGAGAUCAAGACCCAUACAAUCGAGCAUCCAGAGGUGUUCACUGUKGAAGCCAUGAUGCCUUACUUAGGUGAAGCGGACGGUGUCGUUGGUAAAAACCUUUUUCUGAAAGACAAAAAGAAGAAAGGCCUGUGGCUUAUUUGUGCAGUAGCCACCAGAGAAAUCAAUUUAACUGAUUUAGCUAAAAGAGUUGGAGCUCCAGGRGGAUUUCGAUUUGCAGACGAAGCCAUUAUGUUGGASAAGCUUGGAGUAGGCCAGGGUUGUGCUACGGCCUACUCGGUGUUUAAUGAUGUAAAGAGCGAAGUUAAGCUURUAUUAGACGAGGAACUGAUAGAUUCAUCGAAACACAACAUGGUGUAUUUUCAUCCAAUGGUUAACACAGCCAGUACAGGCAUGUCUCCUGAUGACUUUAUCAAGUUUGUAAAGGAAACUGGGCAUGAACCAAUCAAAGUUYGAUUCGAUUAACACCUGUAGUAUAGGAAGAGUUUGUCAUCGGAUGACAGUCAGAAUUACCCCAAUACUGACCAUUCUUCCAGUUUAGAGAUUCCAUUCAAACACUAAGUACCAUUUCAGAAAUCAAAUGGCUAUCACGGAUGAAUGACGGUCAACAAGURAUGUAUCACUUCUAGAUGAGACUGAAUAAAACAACUAAGCUGUUUUGUU
Exaiptasia diaphana is the source of this 822-nucleotide messenger RNA. Its product is annotated as prolyl-tRNA synthetase associated domain-containing protein 1. The coding region runs from base 118 to 624 and encodes 168 amino acids. The transcript has a single exon. The record is from RefSeq and is a predicted model, not a curated record. Lineage: Eukaryota; Metazoa; Cnidaria; Anthozoa; Actiniaria; Aiptasiidae. Gene Ontology annotation, molecular function: aminoacyl-tRNA deacylase activity.